Molecule: messenger RNA, 2136 nt
Organism: Penicillium cosmopolitanum
Lineage: Eukaryota; Fungi; Ascomycota; Eurotiomycetes; Eurotiales; Aspergillaceae
Product: Zn(II)2Cys6 transcription factor
Exons: 3
Coding region: 1-2136 (711 amino acids)
Biological process (GO): positive regulation of transcription by RNA polymerase II
Cellular component (GO): nucleus
Molecular function (GO): DNA-binding transcription factor activity, RNA polymerase II-specific; zinc ion binding; transcription cis-regulatory region binding
Source: RefSeq, a predicted model, not a curated record
AUGUCGAAAGUCACGGCGAGAUCAUCGCAGAACCGGGCGCGGUCCUUCGGAGGAUGCUUGACCUGUCGAUCGCGCAAGGUCAAGUGUGACGAGGCCCGUCCCCUGUGUGGCCAGUGCUCACGAGCUAGCCUUGUUUGUGGUGGUUACGCAGCUAGAAUUCGCUUUAUAUAUUAUACUUUUCAUUCAGACUGGACUGUUGCUGCAACUGUUGCUGCAGAUGAUAUCGGACAAUGUGGAGGCGGUCGCAGUCGUCGAGUGCUUUUCACAGAAGCGGAGCGAGCGGCCAUGUCCAGGGAGAUACUCCACCAAGUCGAUGAUGACGAAAUUGACAAAGUCCUGAGUGAGCUUGACUCGGAGACGCAUGAAUUCCAAGCGAAUGGCCUCCUUGUGAUGGGCCCUUUUGCACUGUUCUGGGCGAACACGGCUUUGCCUGAGGCUUCUGUCAACCAUGAGCUCCCAUCCGAGCCAUCAGCAAGCAUGGAUUUCCUAUAUGUCGCGGGUGAUCAUGAUGAUAUCUGUUUGACCCCGACUGUAGAUAUGGAUUGUACUUCGUCCUUUGGCCAAAUUCCAGGCCCUUUCAGCCUAUUCGCCCCCUUCUGGUCAACGUACCCCGAUAUCCACAUUGAUGCGGAUCCUAAUUAUAACAUUUCUGAGCGUUUGGUGGCUGUCAACUGGUCGCCAAUGAACAAUUCUCAAAUUGCCCUACCAUCUCCUCUUAGCUUCCAUGUCAGUCUUAAUAUUGAGAAUGAUUUGGAAGCACCAGUAUCUCCAACCACGCAUUUUCUUCUAAGGCACUAUCGGGCUCAGGCAGGGAAGUUAUUCUCGCCUCGCCGCGUGCACAAAUCACCAUGGGAUAUCAUGCACCUCCCGCGUGUGCUUUCUAUAUUCUCAGAAUUGAGUGUAUUCAAUAAGUCGACCCAUGCUGAAACUGCACUUUUUUAUGGCACACUGGCCGUAAGCGCCUUUAAUUUUGAUAGGCUUGGUUUGGAACAGGACGGCAGUUCAGAUUAUUGGUGGGUUUUUGGUGAGCGCCUGAGACACAAAGCAAAGGUGGAGCUUGGACGAAGCUUCGAUACGGAAAUAUCUGGUGGUGGAAAAUCAAAAUAUAAGGAUAUUUUGAUGGCCAUAUUGACAAUGGUUACCAUUUCCGUGAGUCUUUGGUGCCACGUUGUGAAUGGUCAACAGGCCGAGGCACGUUCAUUCUUACUGAACGCGGAUAUGUUCAUUUGUCUUAGAGGAAUUCCCAAAGUGAACAAGUCUCGCAAGGUAAAGCUGCUUCAUCAAAUAUACCUCUUCCUGCGAAUUAUUGAAGAGAGCACAUACGUUUUCCCACAAGAGACACAACAACGCUUGAGUUUCUCACUUCCUCACAACAAGAUGAAGUUCCCUUCUCUAAGGACACACAGUCUUCAUGUUGGCAGAGAUCUCGAUGAACACUGCGGCGGGGAUUUGGAACUUGGGCUAUUUGGUGCGCCUGGAGAUGAGGAUUGUCAGCAGAAUUUUACACUAUUCGGGCAAAUUUAUGGAAUUCCUGAAACGCUACUUUCCUUUAUCUCGCGCAUUUCAUCUCUUGCCGAUGAAAUUGGGAACUUAAAUAAUCAGAGUAAAGGGCUUACCAUGACUGAUGAGCUUGAGAGGCGUUGUCGAAAUCUCGAAAAUGAAAUCUGCUCUUGGAGCAGCGACAGAGACAGCGUUGGUGACAAUAUCGACGACCCUAUCUUGAUGUCUGCAAACCGUGCUUUUAUACCGCACCUGGUUGUAGCUCUUCACAGCGCCGUUAUAAUAUUUUUCUACCGGCGAGUGCGCAAGCUUAACUCCGUUCUGCUUCAAUCGUACGCCGAGAAGGCCAUUGUCGCCAUUGAACGCACUGAAAAGGUGAAGCUUGGCUUCUCUGUUGUCAACACCGGCAUUGUGUGGCCGGUUUUCAUCGCUGCUGCCGAAACAAUGAAUCCAGACCUACAAGUGCGCUCUUCUAAACUAUUACGGGAUUGUGCCAAAACGAGCGGCUUGCGGAAUUUUGAUGUUGCGGAAGGCCUUUUGCAGGAUCUCUGGAAACGUCGGAGGGGGCAUGGGAACGCGGAAAUUAGUUGGGUAGAUUUGGUUAUCGAACGGAAGUUGACGUUGGUUUUGACCUGA